Molecule: messenger RNA, 498 nt
Organism: Penicillium soppii
Lineage: Eukaryota; Fungi; Ascomycota; Eurotiomycetes; Eurotiales; Aspergillaceae
Product: retropepsin-like aspartic protease
Exons: 2
Coding region: 1-498 (165 amino acids)
Source: RefSeq, a predicted model, not a curated record
AUGGCUGAUGCCUGGCAAGUGGGAAGGCCACUGAAGCCAGAUGACAGAAAGGAGAUCCAGCCGAUGGCUGAUGCCUGGCAAGUGGGAAGGCCACUAGAGCCAGACGACGAAACAGAGUUACAGUCCCUAGGGACUGAAGCGCAAGCUUCUAUGAGGCUAAAUGCCCUUGGGAAUGAGUUGAACUUCUACGACGGAAAGGUUCAACGAGCGGCGUCGAAGAGUAGCGCGGCAGUGAGGAUGCUCCUGGAUUGUGGAGCAAGCCACACCUUUGUAUCACUCGCCGUAGCUAAGAGAAUCGGUGGCCGAUGGGAUAGAGAUAAAUCCCUGCCCGUGGCCCUGCCAAAUGGAGAGCGACUGUACACAAACGGGAGCAUGUUUGUGGACCUCCAUAUUGGCAAGUGGAGCGGAGCAAAGAAAGUUUGGGCGAUAGAUAUCGCCGGCUACGAUGUGAUCCUCGGCGAUGACUUCCUAAGGGAGCAUAGCCGUGGGCAGCCUUAA